Messenger RNA from Astyanax mexicanus (Mexican tetra), 1989 nucleotides. RefSeq names its product KDEL endoplasmic reticulum protein retention receptor 2a (gene kdelr2a). Gene Ontology annotation, molecular function: ER lumen protein retrieval receptor activity. Gene Ontology annotation, biological process: protein retention in ER lumen; endoplasmic reticulum to Golgi vesicle-mediated transport. Bases 199 to 837 code for a protein of 212 amino acids. The transcript is spliced from 5 exons. Lineage: Eukaryota; Metazoa; Chordata; Actinopteri; Characiformes; Acestrorhamphidae. Gene Ontology annotation, cellular component: cis-Golgi network; endoplasmic reticulum; membrane. The record is from RefSeq and is a predicted model, not a curated record.
UUGUAAUUUAACUCUUGGCCACGUCCACCGGCCACGUCGCCCCGUGUUCGCCAUAUUUCUUGGAGGAAUGCGCUGGAAAAGUGCAGAAACCCGGUUAAAGCGGAUUUCAGGCGUUUCACACUUGGAAUAACAGCAGACUGAAAGCUCGCCAUCUCAUUUUACCCCCUUAAACACAUUAAACUAAACAGAAAAGCCACAAUGAACAUCUUUAGACUGGCUGGAGACCUGUCCCACUUAGCAGCUAUCAUCAUCCUGCUGCUGAAAAUAUGGAAAACCAGGUCCUGCGCAGGAAUCUCUGGGAAGAGCCAGAUACUCUUUGCCUUGGUUUUCACAACACGCUACCUGGAUCUCCUCACGUCCUUCAUAUCCCUCUACAACACAUGCAUGAAGGUCAUCUACAUCGGAUGCGCCUAUGCCACUGUCUACCUGAUCUAUAUGAAAUUCAAAGCCACUUAUGAUGGGAACCAUGACACUUUCAGGAUUGAGUUCCUUAUCGUUCCAGUUGGAGGUCUGGCCUUCCUGGUCAACCAUGACUUCUCUCCAUUGGAGAUCAUGUGGACCUUCUCCAUCUACUUGGAGUCAGUGGCCAUUCUGCCUCAGCUCUUCCUGAUCAGCAAGACAGGAGAGGCUGAGACCAUCACUACCCACUAUCUGUUCUCCCUGGGGGUCUACCGUGCUCUGUACCUUUUCAACUGGAUCUGGAGGUUCUACUUUGAGGGCUUCUUUGACAUGAUCGCCAUCGUGGCUGGGGUGGUCCAGACUAUCCUGUAUUGUGACUUUUUCUACCUUUACGUCACAAAAGUGCUGAAAGGAAAGAAGCUGAGCCUGCCAGCGUAAGAGUGCCAAAUAACAGAGACCUAUGUCACCAAUCAGACUCGCAGGGGGGCAUGGGCCAGUAAUUCCACAGCAAGAGGCCGAAGACAGAAAGCGUAUGUGAAACUGUUGCUGUUUUUCCUUUUUUUUUUUGUGAAACGUCACCUGGAUUAAAAAAAAAAUGAAACAGCGCCAAGAGCUGCAAUGAGGAUUUCUCUCGGAUCUGGCAACCAAGUUUUUUGUGUUCAGCAUCUUGCAAUACCUUUUUAGUGCUGUAAAAAACAAAAAAAAAACAAAAAAAAAAAAAUCUAACUUUUCUAUGUGAGGUGUUCUACAGGAUGAAGCACCACAUGUUAAAGAUUGACUUGAUUAAAAAAAAAGAAAAAAACCCUACAAACUCUGCUUAUUACAUGUACUUUUGAAUAUUCACCAUCUUGCCAUAUUGCCACACAUUUCCAAGGAUGCUGAAAAGCAAACAUGUUCUGAAAUAUGUAGAAUAAUAGUAACAACAGUUAUUUUACAUCCCAUGCUUUUUUGUUAUUUUAUAUUAUUUUUAUAAGUAUUUUUCACGUUUUUCCAUCAGCCAUAUAACAUAAAACAACCGCAAACACACACACAUUCACUCAAAUGCCUUAUUUCAGCUACACUAUGUAUGUACAGUAUAUAAGCAGAGAAUCAACCCCCCCCCCCGUGUAAAUGUAUUUGUGUAAAGAGGAGAAUAUGAGGAUGUUUUGUACUGCCAAUUCAUUCAGCACUGAGUUUGUACUCUUUACGUAUUGGCUCCAGAUUACUGUGGGUUUUGUAUCCGUUAGGGAUUUAGUCAUUCAUCAGUGGUCAUGGUGUAACAUACAACAUGCACAACCCAGGCUAUGGUAUAAUACUGAUAAUAGGAUCUUGCAGCUUAAUAUUUGUUGUUCACAUGCAGUAAUUUAUUGCAAAAAAGGAGAGGCCAUGGGAUUGAACAUGGUGUGCAUAUGAGCAAUCUGGAGUGUGUGUAUAUGGCUUUCACAGAAUACUUACUUUUUUUUAGGUUAUUAAGAUGCUCAUUUCUAGGUUCAACAUCAUAGAUACGUCCCCUGACCUGAGUCAUUCCUGUAGGGUUUAAUUUUUUCUUUUUGUUUCGUUUUUACAUAUUACCACCUCCAAUAAAAAAAAAAAAACAUUUUACAGGCUUUA